CGUAGGUGAAUGCAGCUGGUGGAGGUGUAGGCAUCCUACUCGGCGCGUGCCGGUGACGUCAUCGGAAGCCGGGAGCAUAGAGAAACCCGGUCCCGCGGGCACGCGCUGGUGGACUGGAGGCCCACUGGGCAAGCGGCUAGCGCGGGCCGGUGGCGGGCGGACGGUGUUGCCCCGGGUCCGAGACCUGGCCGUGAGCAGUAGGGGUUCGAGUCCCGCUUCUGUUCAGGGGUCACCUGACGGCUUCGCACCAACUCCGAUCAUCUCACUCAGGAGGCCGUCGUGAGCCCCCAUACAGAUGGCUGACGGCCAGACAAUGAGCGAGAAGCCGAACGACGAAGUAAAGUGAAGGGAAACGCGGGUCCAAGAUGCGGGCCCAGAACCUAUGGAGGACUGUGGUCCGGACAGUGGCAGUGCCGUGGACAGCCCUACAGCCCCCGCACCCCAAGACUUGGGAGCAGAGCCUGGGGCGGCUACUGGACCCGAGUCCCAGCCCGGACUCUACAGCUACAUCAGGGGUGACCUAUUCACCUCGGAGAUCUUCAAGCUGGAGCUGCAGAACGUACCCCGCCAUGCCAGCUUCAGUGAUGUGCGCCGCUUUUUGGGGCGCUUUGGCUUACAACCGCACAAAACCAAACUCUUCGGUCAACCCCCUUGUGCCUUCGUGACAUUUCGCAGUGCUGCGGAGCGGGACAAGGCCCUGCGAGUGCUGCACGGCGCUCUCUGGAAAGGCCGCCCACUCAGCGUGCGCUUGGCCCGACCCAAGGCUGACCCCAUGGCCAAGAAGAGGCGGCAGGAGGGUGAGGGUGAGCCACCCACAGCGCAAAUUGCGGAUGUGGUGACCCCUCUUUGGACAGUGCCCUAUGCUGAGCAGCUGGAGCGGAAGCGACUGGAAUGUGAGCAGGUGCUCCAGAGACUGGCCAAGGAAAUUGGGAACACCAAUCGCGCCCUGCUGCCCUGGCUGCUCACGCAGAGGCACAAGCACAACAAAGCCUGCUGUCUACUGGAAGGGGUCAGGCCAUCACCCCAGCAGACUGAAUAUCGUAAUAAAUGUGAGUUUCUGGUUGGAGUCGGGGUAGAUGGAGAAGACAAUACAGUUGGCUGUCGACUUGGCAAGUACAAGGGUGGGACAUGUGCUGUGGCAUCUCCCUUUGACACUGUGCACAUUCCUAAGGCAACCAAGCAGGUGGUAAAAGCCUUCCAGGAGUUCAUCCGGUCCACCCCAUACUCGGCAUAUGACCCUGAGACAUACGCAGGCCACUGGAAGCAGCUGACUGUGCGCACCAGCCGCCGUGGCCAGGCCAUGGCCAUUGCCUACUUCCACCCCCAGAAACUGAGUCCUGAGGAGCUGACAAGCCUGAAAGCCUCUCUGGUGCACUACUUCAUGCAGGGGCCUGGCAGAACCAGUGGGGUGACCUGCCUUUACUUCGUGGAGGAAGGACAGCGAAAGACUCCCAGCCAGGAGGGCCUGCCACUGGAGCAUGUAGCCGGAGACCAGUGCAUCGAAGAGGACCUACUUGGCUUAACCUUCAGGAUCUCCCCUCAUGCCUUCUUCCAGGUAAACACACCUGCUGCAGAGGUACUGUACACUGUCAUCCAAGACUGGGUCCAGCUGGACAGGGAAAGUACAGUGCUGGAUGUAUGUUGUGGUACCGGCACCAUUGGCUUAUCCCUGGCCCAGAAGGUGAAAAGAGUCAUCGGGAUUGAACUGUGCCAAGAGGCUGUGGAGGAUGCCCGGGCGAAUGCCCAGACCAAUGAGCUGAACAACGUUGAGUUCCACUGUGGAAAGGCUGAGGACCUGGUGCCCACCCUGGUGAACAGAUUGGGUUCCCAACAACUUGUGGCUAUCCUGGAUCCGCCCCGAGCUGGCCUACAUUCCAAAGUGAUUCUGGCCAUCCGUAGAGCUGAGAACCUCAAGAGGCUCCUGUAUGUUUCAUGCAACCCUCGGGCAGCCAUGGGCAAUUUUGUGGACCUCUGUAGGGCCCCAUCUAAUCGGGUUAAGGGCACCCCCUUCCGACCAGUCAAGGCUGUGGCCGUGGACCUGUUCCCACAAACUCCACACUGUGAGAUGCUCAUCCAGUUUGAGAGAAUGGAGUACCCUAAUGGCACAGAGGUCCUAGGACAUGAAGACCCUCCAGCUGAGCCUCCUCCAGAACCUCAUCUUGACACUGCACAAGAAACUGCAGCGUUCUAGGCCCUGGGAGCUUCAGAAACCAGCACUUCAGAGCAGAGCCCAUCAGGGAAACAGAAGCUGGAAGAUUUAUAAUCCCAUUUGCUUGGAUGUGCAGUAAUGGGGCACAAGGCCUCAUUGCUGACUUGAUGCUAUGGGCUGUUGCUCAAAAGAUGGACGGACUCCUGCUCACCAUCCCAUCCCUGUAAUAACCAGCCUGUGAGGGCCAAAAUAAACAAUUGCUUAACUAA
Molecule: messenger RNA, 2418 nt
Organism: Perognathus longimembris pacificus (Pacific pocket mouse)
Lineage: Eukaryota; Metazoa; Chordata; Mammalia; Rodentia; Heteromyidae
Gene: Trmt2a
Product: tRNA methyltransferase 2 homolog A
Exons: 12
Coding region: 383-2191 (602 amino acids)
Biological process (GO): RNA processing
Molecular function (GO): RNA binding; RNA methyltransferase activity
Source: RefSeq, a predicted model, not a curated record